UUGACGAAAACUAAGAUUUAGUCCACAAUAAUUAACUGCAGAACUAACCUUCAACAAAAGAAUCAACUGAAAAUUCUUAUUCCUUGAAAAUUCAAUGGUCAAAAGUUUUCAUUUCUAAGACCAACCCAGCUUGCAAAUUAGACCUAAUAAAACCUUCCUCAUUCUCUCUUUUCCCCUAAUUUUGACCAACAAAUAUUGACUUAGAAAAAAAAAACCAUUACAUAUAAAUAAAAUCUCAUCCCAACCAACAAUCUUUAAACCCACGACGUAAACAAAAAAAGAAACCUUUAUUUUUGUUAGACAAGAGAUGGGUUUUUUAUGGAGAACGAGACUACGUGGAGCUAACGAGAAGAAGAUAACUCCGGUAAUAAGCUGGCCGGAAUCAGAACCGGAGUCAGAGAUAACAAUUCCACCGGAAUUUCAAUGUCCGAUCUCAAUCGAUCUAAUGAAAGAUCCGGUAAUAAUCUCAACAGGCAUUACUUACGACCGCGAAAGCAUCGAAACAUGGAUCAGUUCCGGCAACAAAACAUGUCCAGUCACGAACACUGUCUUAACCACGUUCGAUCAAAUCCCGAACCACACGAUACGUAAGAUGAUUCAAGGAUGGUGCGUGGAGAAAGGAUCACCGUUGAUUCAACGUAUCCCAACGCCACGUGUCCCUUUAAUGCCAUGUGAGGUCUACGAGAUUAGAAGAAAAUUAUCCUCUGCGACGCGGCGUGGGGAUUUCGAGAAGUGUGGGGAGAUUAUUGCGAAGAUUAAGAAAUUAGGGGACGAGAGUGAGAAAAAUCGGAAGUGUGUUAACGAAAACGGCGUCGGAUUGGUUCUUUGUGAUUGUUUCGAGAAGUUCUCGGGAGAUGAGAAAUUAACGAUUAUGUUGAAGGAGAUUUUGUCUCUGCUGAUGUGGAUGAUUCCGAUUGGGUCGGAGGGUAUUUCGAAACUCGCGUCUGCGUCUGCGUUUCAUUGCGUUGCGGGUUUGUUGAAGAGUACGGGCGAUACCGUUCGUCAAAACGCUGCGUUUUUGAUGAAGGAGAUUCUCUCAUUAGACGAAACGCGAGUUCACGCGUUUGCGGUUGAGAACGGUGUCGCGGAGGCGUUAGUGAAGUUGAUUCGCGAUUCGGUUUCGUCUAGCGCGACAAACUCUUCGUUAAUAGCGAUUUAUCAAAUGGUGUUGCAAAAGCCUGAGAUCGCGUCGGAGUUUCUCGAAAUCGGUCUAGUGAAUCUAACGGUGGAGAUGAUCGUUGACGCUGAGAAUAGCGUUUGCGAGAAAGCGUUAGCGGUUCUAGACGCGAUUUGUGAAACCGAAAAAGGGAGAGAGGAAGUGAGUAAAAACGAGUUGGUGAUGCCGCUUUUGGUGAAGAAGAUACCGAAGGUUUCUGAAUCAGCGACUAGGAGCUCAAUGUCAGUGAUUUUGAAAUUGUGUAAAACAGAAAACGCGUUUGCGGUUGAAGAAGUGGUCCGUUUGGGUGCAUUUCAAAAGGUGUUGCUUGUGUUACAAGUUGGGUAUGGAGAAGAAACUAAGGAGAAAGCAACUGAGUUGUUGAAGAUGAUGAAUACACAAAUGAAAUUGAUGAGUGAUUGUGUUGAUUCUUUAAAGGAGUUUAAGUAUAUCAAGAAGCCAUUUUGAUGUUUUAGGUUAGGGAGAAAUUCAAGAGUAUAUAUAAAAAAAAAAUUGAGGUAAACGACAGAUUAGAUUUCAACUAAUAAUACCAAAAACCUUUGAAAGAAACAUUGAAUCUUGGGGAUUACGCAAAUAUUUUGGGCCGCCAACAAGGGUUGAUUCUUGGUGAUCAAGUCUCUUCUCAUGAAUAUAAAACUCACUUAUCUUCUCUUUACUUCUUCAUCUCAUUAUCUCUCUCCCAAA
Arabidopsis lyrata subsp. lyrata is the source of this 1861-nucleotide messenger RNA. Its product is annotated as U-box domain-containing protein 21. The transcript has a single exon. Gene Ontology annotation, biological process: protein ubiquitination. The coding region runs from base 308 to 1624 and encodes 438 amino acids. Gene Ontology annotation, molecular function: ubiquitin protein ligase activity. The record is from RefSeq and is a predicted model, not a curated record. Lineage: Eukaryota; Viridiplantae; Streptophyta; Magnoliopsida; Brassicales; Brassicaceae.